Malurus melanocephalus (red-backed fairy wren) is the source of this 2757-nucleotide messenger RNA. RefSeq names its product neurosecretory protein VGF-like. Gene Ontology annotation, biological process: telomere capping; telomere maintenance via telomerase. The record is from RefSeq and is a predicted model, not a curated record. Lineage: Eukaryota; Metazoa; Chordata; Aves; Passeriformes; Maluridae. The transcript has 10 exons. Gene Ontology annotation, cellular component: shelterin complex; chromosome, telomeric region; telomerase holoenzyme complex. Gene Ontology annotation, molecular function: telomeric repeat DNA binding. Bases 509 to 2248 code for a protein of 579 amino acids.
GGUCUCUGAUGGAUCCUGCCACAUCCGUGUGGUCAUCACACCCGAAGCUCUGCAGGCAGAGGAAAAGUGGGUUCCACCSUGACUUGGCAUGGCUGGGACAGCAGUUCUGCCUGCUGCUGUGAGGAGCUGGGGCUCCUGCCUGGUCUUGUUUCAGGUUGUGUUUAGCUAAAGCAAAUCUCAGGGUGGGAAAUUGGUGUGCAAGAGCUCUUCAGAGAAGAAAGCCAGAAUGCACAUGCUCCAGUGUCCCCUGGUUUGGAUGGGCAGGGACCUGUGGCAGAAGCUGUGAUGGCUUUAGAAAGGACCGUAGAGCCCAUGGGUUUUGUGAAAGGAGCCAGAGCAUUAACCAUGGCAGCCUGGGCUGCUCCWUCAGUGCUUUCCUCCAUUUCCACAUUUGGACACUCUUUUAUUGGUGGGGGUGCUGGUAGCAGAGCCAAGGAUAAGCAGCAGGAGGAAGAUGCUCUUAGGCAGGAAUCAUUAAGGAAUAAGGAGCCCUUGGUCCUGGCUGCUCAUGCUGAGAUUGUUCCAGAAUGSCCCAGUAUGGYUGGCAGAGUUGUUGGGGAAACCCCRCUGUGUGUCGGGGGGGGUCCAGCUCUGUUCUUCAAGGCAUUCCUGCUCUGCUCCUUUUCCAGCGCCCACCUGCAGCUCAGUCUUUCCAGCCUUACUUGCAGAAUUAUCGUCCUGCAGAGGUACACAGUGUGUUUUCAGGAGGAGGCCAGGCUGGAACCAGGAUCCUGCUGUGGUGAAGAAGAUAAAGGAGCUCUGGCAGAGGAGUCUCGCUGUGAGGAGCGCUCCCAGCUCAGAACCCUCMGUCUCUCAGCUGAUUGAUGCCAUAGGACAGAACCAGCUGGAGAUUUUGAAGAGUAAUGCUGAGGAAUGCUUAGAUUUAGAGAAAUCCAAGGAGGAGCCAGUUACAGAGGAGGACGAGGUUCCCAUCACCCCAUGGGAGGCAGAGUGCACGAAAGAGCAGGGUGAAGAUGUUUUCGUGGUCCCAGUCAGCGCYCUGGUGAUCCCUCCUGAGGAGGAGGCAGUUGUUUGUGAUUCUUCUGAGGCUGCAUGUGCAGGCUACACAGAUACAAGCAAAACAGUUUCUGGAAAGAAUGGUGAUGACAGGAUGGUGUCAGGAGACCCGAGUGUUGUGUCCCAAAGCAGCUGUGCCGCAUCACCAACCUUGUCAGAUAGCUUGGAGGGAUCCCUGGACAACCCCUGGAACAGGCUGCCCUCAUUGUCUUUGACCAUGAGCUCUUCAGAUGAAAAGACCUUUCAAACUGAUGCUUCCCUGAAGACCCAGAAGGAUGUGACGGCUGACAGCAACACCACCGACCUGCUGGAAGUGUGUAGCCAGGACUCUGCCGAGGCCUUGCCACAGGAAGAGCCACAGGAAGAGCCACAGGAAGAGCCACAGGAAGAGCCAGUACAGACCUCCUCUCUCUCCCUGCUCCACUCCUACAGCAAUGCCAGUCCGGUGGAAGUCAGCACCAGUGAGGCAGCAUCAGCUGCAGAGGCAGCCUGGGAUACCUCGUGUGCUGCUCCAAGCCCCCAGGAAUUGAAGGGCUCUCAGACCACCCUGCCCACUCCUUCCCCAGUUUUUCCAGUCUUGCCCAGCAGCAGCUUUCAGUCCCUGUCCGACAGGAUGCCUCGCAGGGARGAGGCCUGCUCCAGUGGCAUAGCUUCCUCUCCAGAUGUGUUGAAGCCUGGACUGGCCCACACCAGGACAGAGAGAGGAGAUGCUGUGGGUGCCAAGAGAAAGCUGGAAGAGGCCCCCAGUGGGCAGCAGCAUCCCCCAGGCACCUCAAGGGACAGGGGGAGAGGCAUAGUCAGGAGAUUGGAGCUCAUGAGCCCACCAGGUGCAAAGAAGACCAGAAAAGAGACAGGGCUGUGGCAUAGAAGGGAGCUUGAGGAGGAAGAGGAGGUGGAGGAGGAAGAGGAGGUGGAGGAGGAAGAGGAGGUGGAGGAGGAAGAGGAGGUGGAGGAAGAAGAGGAGGUGGAGGAGGAAGAGGAGGUGGAGGAAGAGGAGAAGGAGGAAGAGCUGGAGGAAGAGCAAGCAUCCCCCGUGAGAGCUGGAUCCAGCUCCAGCCUGGAUGAAUGCAGAACUCCAGAGCUGUUCCUGAAGAGACUGCCYCAGUACCAGUACAAGGCACCGAGCCCCGAGCUCCGCCAGCAGAUGCAAUCUAUCAGGAUCUCAACAGCAAUGCUGAAGUGGGCAUGCUGGAUUCUGACAGAGGAGGAGGAGGAGGAGGAGGAUUCCUGAGCCCAGCCCAUCUUUCAUUCCUUUGUUUCUUCAAUGGGUUUGCCAAAGCACUGGGAAGAGUGGUUGGGGGAGGGAUGAGGGGACACCAGAACCCCAGGGAACUGCAGAGUGGGCUGGCCUGAUCUCAGAAACCCUGGUUCCAGGGGUGCUGGCAUGUUACUUGUUGAAAGCCAGUACCCUUAGCGCAAAGACGGGAGAAAAGCAUCCAUUUGGGAACGCUUGCAAGUGAGCUGGCAUCCCUUUCCUACCUCUUCAUGCUUUCCAAAUGCCUUGGCCCAGCAACUGGGGACAAGAGGUGACCCACUGCCACCAUAGCAGCGAUGGCAGAGUCYGCACAACCUGAUCCUGCUCCGAAGGCACCCCAGGAGCUUGGAUGGUUUAUUGAAUAGUUUAGGUAGGGUCCUGCACUGUUUGUUACAAAAAAUAUUUCACAGGGUUAUGCUGUAGAAAUUAAAAAUAAAAAUUGUAUAUUUUUUAAAUACACAGCUCUUGUAUUAAAAAAAAAAGAA